AUGAGAAGCCCACUCAGACUGUCUCUCCUUGCCGUCGCCCUUCUUGCUGCCGCCCCUCUUCAACUCUCCUUGCCGUCGCCCUUCUUGUUGCCGCCCCUCUUCAACUCUCCUUGCCGUCGCCCUUCUUGCUGCCGCCCCUCUUCAACUCUCCUUGCCGUCGCCCUUCUUGUUGCCGCCCCUCUUCAACUCUCCUUGUCGUCGCCCUUCUUGCUGCCGCCCCUCUUCAACUCUCCUUGCCGUCGCCCUUCUUGCUGCCGCCCCUCUUCAACUCUCCUUGCCGUCGCCCUUCUUGCUGCCGCCCCUCUUCAACUCUCCUUGCCGUCGCCCUUCUUGCUGCCGCCCCUCUUCAACUCUCCUUGCCGUCGCCCUUCUUGCUGCCGCCCCUCUUCAACUCUCCAUUCCGUCUCCCUUCUUGCUGCCGCCCCUCUUCAACUCUCCUUUCCGUCGCCCUUCUUGCUGCCGCCCCUCUUCAACUCUCCUUGCCGUCGCCCUUCUUGCUGCCGCCCCUCUUCAUCUCUCCUUGCUCGCCCUUUUGCAGGCGUGACUAAGUGCGAUGAUGUGAAGAGUAAAGAUUGCACACAGCCCAAGACGUACCUUUUUGGCUUGAUCAAAGGCAAAGACCCCACCAAUCAGGAGAUCAUGGACUGCCUUGUGAAGCGUGAUCAACAGCUCAAGGAGUGCAGCAUGUCAGACUGCCUCAUGUCCAUGAGCGCCGCAUACCAGCUGUCCCUAUGCAGCGCGGCUGAGUCUGGAGAGUCUAUGUGUGGCCCACCUCGCCCGCGUGUGCAUGUGCUGUGGGGCUCAGCCAUCAUGGUGCCAACACGUGCGUCGCAUGGAAAGGCCAUACCGCUGACCUUUUUGCAGGGCGGAAGUGUCUAUGGAGUCUAUGCUGAGCCCAACUCGCCCGUGUGUGCAUCUGCUGUGAGACUGACUCUGUUCUCAGUGUGGGUGUUCGUGGGUGCUUGGGCUGACGUGACGGUGACGAGGCUGGUGAAUCGCGUGCUGGUGUACGGACUCGAGAGCGGGCUGCCCAUGCUCUUCGACUGCGACGGCAGGGGCACCGAGAUCUACCCCACUGUGUUUGCGCUGUGGCUUGUGCCGGACCUGCUUCCGUCCUUCCUGCUCAAGGGUGGGGAGGUGUCUCGCUACGUGCUGUCAGGGGCUGACCUUAUGGCGCCAGGCGUGCAGGUGAGAGUGAGGCGUGCAGGGGCUGACCUCAUGGCACCGGGCGUGCAGGUGCCCGCGGAAGGCCUGCCAGCAUUUCGACCAGGGGAGGUGUGGUCUGUGAAGGUGGGCAUAACGAUGGUGGGCAGUGCGGAUGCUGUGGGAGCCGGCAUGAGAGGGAAGCUCCUCCGAAUCACCCACUACUACCGUGACUCGCUCUGGGAGACAUCAGAGGGCUCGUACGUCCCCAACAAGGGCUUCCUGCCGGACCUGGUUGUGCCCGACCCUGAUGCCGAGCCUGUUCCGUCAGAUGGAGCAGCACCUGAAGAUUCACCUGGUGGCGGCUUGGGUGUUGCUGGGGCUGGCGAGGGGGAAGGGGAGGCGGGGCAGGGUGAGGGGAGGGGUGAUGAGGGGGGAGAGGCAGGUGCGGUCAUGGAGGAGGGAGCAGCAGCAGCAGCUUCAUCAGAGCAGCUGUCAGAAUCUCUGCAGCAUCUAGGCAUGCAUGACACUGCUGCUGCUGCUGCUGCUAGUGCUGAUACUGCGGUUGGGGGCAGCGAGGGGGAUCAAAGAGCAGCAGCAGCUGCUGCAGAGGAAACUGCAGAAUCAGCAGCAGCAAUGGCAUUGACACCGGCACAGAUGGAUGAGUUGUUGGAUCGCUCUCUGCUGCAGGCCCUCUCCGUCUCUGUCAAGCCCGCCCACCUGCCGCUGGGAGCUAGCACCCUUUGCCAGCUCUCUCUGGUAAGCUUCCCCUUUGGUAGCCGCUCUCUGGUAACCUCCCUCCCAGGUGGCAUUGACACCAGCACAGGUGGCAUUCUCAAAAGUGCCCUCUCCGUCUCUGUCAAGCCCGCCCACCUGCCCCUGGGAGCCAGCUCUCUCUGGUAA
This is a messenger RNA of Closterium sp. NIES-65, 2046 nucleotides long. NCBI's taxonomy places the organism in Eukaryota, Viridiplantae, Streptophyta, Zygnematophyceae, Desmidiales, Closteriaceae. The record is from the annotation of a GenBank genome assembly.